CUAUGUGCAUGCGAUAAUCCAGUAAAGUCAACUCAAGUCACUGAAUCAAGACGACAAGAAAGAGCAUCUAUUUUGAAUCACAACCGGCAACCAAGGGAGUCACUGUUUACAUCCAGCCAUCCCUGUUUUGUUUCUAGAUGUAUUUCAGAUGGAUCAGUUUGAUUGACAGUUUUUUUAAUACCAUCUGAUAAUGCCCAAGAAGAGGGAUAGAGAGACGGACGAGACAACCCCAAAGAGGUUCAGGCAGUCCACGUUGGAUUUCCAUUUUACUGCAAAAGGUGGAGUGAAGUCAAAUCCUGAAGAGGACGAGGAGGAGGCAAUGAUGAGUGCGGAGGAGAGAGCUGAGAUGCAGAGGAGGAGGGAGCUCAUGGCAGCCGCUGCUGAAAGAAGGAAACAAUCAGGUUCACCAUGGAGCACACCACCAGGCAGCCCUGAGAAUGUGGAAGACAAUGACAGCAAUCGCAUGCAACGAUCAUCAACCUCAAAGACAGUUCAACCUUCAUCACCCGAUAUACCAUCAAGAACUGUGCCCAAAAGCAAUAUGAUAGCUGCUUUAUCAGAAGCUAGCGAUGCUUCUCUGCAAGAGAGGACUAAUACCCCAAAACAAGAGAAAGAUGUUUAUAAGAGGACAGAUUGGUAUGAUUAUGUUGUAGAAAAGGGAGUAUUGCCCGAUGAGGUGGACAGACCUUCAACCUCGAAAGAUGCUCGCAAAAAUAAAGUGACUGGGAAAAAUGGGGAAGAUGAGGAUGAUAUGAAUCGUUCAGAUGUGAAUUAUGCAGAGAUGGAACCGGCGAGUCCAACUCUGGAAUACAUGUAUGAUGGAGAUGGAUCACAGCCAUUGUUUACUGAUUCAGAACCUUUGGAAGGUGAGGAGGUUCACUGCACAGAUGUUCCAACUUCAUAUUGGAAAGGUUCUCCUAUCUCGGAGUUAAACCGGGCACCAGCCUGCGCUGAUGUAUUACCUGAGAUGAGACCAUCCCAAGAUCACACCAUUCUCUUUAGAACCCCAGUGAAAUCAGGUGUUGUUCCCACUGCCUUACCAAGUGAUUACCAAGAUAAAUGGGAUGGUGACCAUGUAAGAAUGCCAUGCUCUCCAGAAAACCUAUAUCCUGUGGAAGAUCAGGCUGGAAGAAAGAAAGUCCAAAGCAGAUGGGAGCUCAUUGAAGCAACCUUACUUGGUGGAAUAAAGAACUCGGUAGAUUUAGAAGAAGCUAUUUUGACGUACAACGCUCGCUACAGCCAGCGUUGGAACUUCAGAGCACUUCACACUCUCUUUACGGAAGUACUAGAUGCAGAGGAAACAACUUAUUUCUUUGAUAAGAUUCUCCCGGAGAUGGUUAAUCUUGCUCUACGAUUGCCAAAAUUAUGUACUCAGGCCAUUCCUCUAUUAAGAAGACAGUUAACACACAGCAUCACAAUAUCCCAACAGCAGAUAGCCAGCCUCCUUGCCAAUGCUUUCUUCUGUACCUUUCCACGACGGAAUGCUCAGCAAAAAAAAUCAGAGUACUCCAAAUUCCCAGAUAUCAACUUCAACAGGUUAUUUGAGAUGGGCAAAGGUUACAAGAAUCACAGAAAGAUUGAGAAGUUAAAGUGUAUCCUGAUUUACUUCCGUAGAGUUACUGAAAAUGUACCUACGGGAACUGUGACAAUCAGCCGAAGGGCUUUGACUGAUCUACCCAGGUGGGAUAAAAGUACAGCACCUCUCACAAGGCUUCACAUGGCUGCUUCGGGAAUGAUUGAGAAGGAAGGCCAUGGAAUGCUUCAGAUGGACUUUGCUAAUAAAUACAUCGGUGGUGGUGCAUUGGGGUUCGGUUGCGUCCAAGAGGAGAUCCGCUUCAUGAUCAACCCAGAGCUCAUAGUGACUCGUCUCAUCACUGAGGUUCUGGAUGACAAUGAGUGUGUCAUUAUCAAAGGUGCUGAGCAGUUCAGUGACUACACCGGAUAUGCUAACACUUUCAAAUGGAAGGGAAGCUUCAAGGACUCGACACCAAGGGAUGCAUGGGGAAGGCGAGAGACUGAGAUCGUUGCUAUUGAUGCCCUUGUGAUCCGUCGGUAUGAAGAUCAGUUCAGACCUGAUUGUCUCCGGAGAGAGCUCAAUAAGGCAUUUUGUGGUUUCCAUGGUAACACCUCAUCAGAGCAUCUGCCUGCCAUAGCGUCUGGUAAUUGGGGUUGUGGAGCAUUUGGAGGAGACAAGAGGGUGAAAGGACUCAUCCAAAUGAUGGCUGCUGCUGAAGCAGGGAGAGAUCUGGCUUACUUCACGUUUGAAGAUAAGGAUUUAUGUGAUGAUAUGGCAGGCAUGCAUGACUUCCUAGCAGCCCAGUCUGUCACUGUUGGUGAUCUGUGGAGGAACCUACAUAGGUACAGGACGGACGUCUUGAGACGUGGUGCAGGAGCAUCAAAGCCCAAGCUCUUUCCGUACCUCCUUCAGCUCUACACAGUGUGUGAUUCAGACACAGACGAGUAUGAGACCGAGGCAGGCCCUCCAGCGGAGACCAAGGCCACAGCUGGUGGAAGCUACAGUCCCAACUACAGAGCAGAAACGCCUUAAUUGUUGAUGGUGUCGCAUGUUAUGAGGACAGAGUUUUUAUGAAAUAAAUAUUCCACUAUUGUUAUAAGCUAUCAAAAUCCUUGCAUCUGAUUAGCUCAGAGUAAAGUUGUAAGUGAAAUUCAUUGACUUUUUUUCAUGAAAAGCUUCUAAGGUGUUGACUGAUUAAUGGACCACCAAGUUUUGAUUUAAGGCAGGCCCUGCUAACAAAGUGUUUUUGAUGGAUGCCAUAGUCUCUGAUUAUUGGCAGAUAUGUACUGCCAAUUAUUGUACUAUGCUAAAGGAUUUAUGUGAAAUCAUGGUGUGACUCGAGGGUCCUAUGUUUCUCUAAGGCUUGGCACAGUUUGAUCAUCCAGUUCUCGAGUAAGGCUGAACCUACUGCUGUAAACAAGACCCUUUGAAGCUAUAGUUCCAACUACGGAACAGAAUUUCUUAACCCAUUAACUGCCAAGUGCACAUGCUCAAGCUAAUAUAGGAUUAUUAACUGCAUGCUUGCAGUUGUCACACAGUCAAACUUUCAAAUUUGUGAUUAUGCCAGGUCAAACCAUGACACAUGUAUGUGUAUUCACUGCCUGGCCUAAAGAUGGCACUUCUUGGAGGAUACACGAGACUUGACAUGGUCAAGGGAUCAUUUUUCAUAAAACUUUCGUAAAGUAUGAAGUGCAGGCUUGUUACUUAUAGGUGAAAAGCAUUAAUGCUCUAUGUAAUUAGGAGAUUGAAAAUGAUACAUUUUUAUGCCAAGUCUUUAUAGUAUAUUAAAAUAUCAAUCUUGAGUCUGCUCUUGGUUGCAGACAUUUGCAAGUUGUUCCGCGUAAUCACCUUGUUUCAUUGAGAUUUAUGAUUUGUUAAUUGUAUUUCUUGUUUUAAGCUUAUCAAUCAUAUGAAAAAUAUGGUUUUCUUUAUCUUCAACAUAUAUGUAUACAGUGCAAUCAUUGUCAUUAACUUUAUCAUUUGAUUUUCCAUAAGUUUUGUUCUUUCUUUACAGCUAGCAAUGAUAGAUUAAAGUCCUGCAAUGUGUGUAUUUGUUCAUCUCUUUUUUUCUAUUCAAUGGGGAAUCCUCUUUAAUAUUUUGAUA
Molecule: messenger RNA, 3620 nt
Organism: Lytechinus variegatus (green sea urchin)
Lineage: Eukaryota; Metazoa; Echinodermata; Echinoidea; Temnopleuroida; Toxopneustidae
Product: poly(ADP-ribose) glycohydrolase-like
Exons: 17
Coding region: 191-2548 (785 amino acids)
Biological process (GO): nucleotide-sugar metabolic process; ATP generation from poly-ADP-D-ribose; regulation of DNA repair
Cellular component (GO): cytoplasm; nucleus
Molecular function (GO): poly(ADP-ribose) glycohydrolase activity
Source: RefSeq, a predicted model, not a curated record